AUGCGGGACGAGGGUAACCAGCAGAGCAAGGUAAGCAUGGAUUACAUCAUGGGUAGAAGCAUCCAGCUUCCGGGAGGUGCACAUGUACCAGCAGUUCCAGGCCGAUAUCACGUCGUCCCCCCGCCAGAUCUGAAUGAAGUGACGGAUAAGAGGUUCUUUCUCGAGUACGACUUCCCGUUUGUUAUUGUACGUGAGAUAGCCUUGGAGAGUGGGUCGAACGAGGAGGCAGUGGAUGUAGUUAUCCAAACAAGCAACUGGAAAACCAAACACCCAAACGUUGGAGGUUUCUUCGUACUUGACCGCACCGGUUUUCAGUUUAAUCACCCGAGUGCUAGUCAUGAAGAUGGCUGUCAUUUUCAGCUCAUUCCCAGCAUUUCGUACGUUGAUCGCAGAACUUGGUCAAGUCUAUCCGAUCAAGACAAGGACAAGGCAUACCUGCCAUGCAUCCCAACGGUGGUUGUUGGACUGGUGACUCUUACAGAAGCGCUUAAGGAUCUACAGACCAAGGUGUCCAAGUUUGUCACCUGCGGCACUCGUGAAGGACUUGUGGUCGACACCAGAGACAAUCGAGUGUGGAUCUUCAAUCAAGGGGAAGAACCAACCUUCGAGGCCUUGGACACCGUUGUAUUCGAUACUUGGACUGGGUUUGAGCUCGACUGCAUCGCUAUCCGAGAUGCUCGGGCUCGUGCUGGUUUGUAA
Phytophthora infestans T30-4 is the source of this 699-nucleotide messenger RNA. RefSeq lists its product as uncharacterized. NCBI's taxonomy places the organism in Eukaryota, Oomycota, Peronosporomycetes, Peronosporales, Peronosporaceae. The coding region runs from base 1 to 699 and encodes 232 amino acids. The transcript has 3 exons. The record is from RefSeq and is a predicted model, not a curated record.